ACGAUUACGUCACGAUAAUCUCCAGAGCGAUGCUGCUCGCGUUUUCUUUGCAUUAUCGAAAUAUUUUGAACUUAACAGUUUCAAUCUUUUUUUUUUUUCGUGUUUAAUUCUGAUAUCAACGAUGGCUAGGCCAAUACCGCCGACCCACCGACACGUUAGUACCGUCGUUAGUACCGCUGAUACCUAAUACCAGUAGCCAUAUCGCGGUUAACUCGCGGGCUCGCUUGAACGGCGAUAAGGGCAUGCGAUACAUCGUUCCUUUGGACGUGUCAACACUGCUGCUGUCAUCAGAAUGCCCGUAAUCAGUUUUCCGAAGCAGAGAAACGUCGUUCCGCGAAAUAACAUCACCGAGAGGCCGACAUUCCGCUCCUUGUACCAGGAACUGUGUCAGAACAGCUACCUGUGCCCUCGUCGAACCUUGCUAUCGAGGAUUCCGGAUGACGACGUGCUCGAUUUGUUCGUGGACAACAUCAGAACCGACGAUUGGAAGCCUUUGCUUCAAGCGCUUCGAUCGGGCGGCAGUUUAAAGGUCAUUUCUUUCAAGUCCUCGUUCCUCAGCGACUACCCCGAGGUCGUCGCUGACGUGACCCGCCUGCAACUUGUCCGCAACGUUCAAAGGGACGUCCGCGUCCCUCAUCUCUUCACGCCGACGAACCUGCGUGACUUCUGCUCUGCUCUUGCGGAGCACAUGAAGAACAAUGCCAGCCUGGAAGUCUUGAAACUCCACGGCUUCCCCUUUUCGGUCGUGCACAUCCAAGAAAUGUCCUCGGGUCUUCAUGCGGCCACAUCCCUGAGGCAGCUGAGCUUCAAUGGCUGUCCCCUUGGAAAGCAGUGCUUAGAAGCCCUCUGCCAGGGCCUGCGCGGCAGCACCGGGCUGCGGGUGCUGAGCCUGUGCGGCUGCCAGGUGGACGGGGCGGGGGCCGAGCCCCUGGGGUCCCUGCUGCGGCUGCAGGGACUGCGUCGCCACGGGGAUGCCUGGAAGCAAUGUCUAAGGGACCGGCCCCUGCUGCUGGAUGGCCUGGGGGGCCUGGCACGGCUCAGCCUCAACAACAGCCCCCUCGGGGAUACCGGGGUCGUCGCCCUUGUGGCGGCCCUCGGAGACGACGUCUGGGUUCGGGCGUUGGACCUACAAAACUGCGCGAUUGGAAAUGCGGGCGCAACUGAACUGCUGGAGCUUUUGACAAACAACAUUGUGCUAGAAGUCGUGGACAUCCGUCGUAACCCAGACAUUGACGCGAGUCUUGCCGCAGCCAUCUCUCAAAAAAUCGAGGCUAAUCGCAGUGAAAGGAAGUGUGAGUUUCACCUCCUGCCUUUGGACAAGAGCAGUGUGGUGCGAGGGGAGCAGCUGCACGUGCGGAGUCGGUCAACAGGCAGGCUGGAAGAGGUGAGACGGCCGAAAGGGAAGGCGAAGUGUCGCUGGUCGUCCCUGGAUCGUGGCACUAGGAAAGAAGGUGGCAGGGGGGUCAGGUCCCCUUCUCCCAAUCCGGCUGUCGGACGGACCCGGGCAUGGCUGCAGGGGAAAGGCACACCCCCGGCCAAGCAGAGCAGAGCACACAAGAGUGGCCUCGAGGAAGAACUUCAUAUCUGCCAAGAGAACCUUAAAAAGGAGCAAGCCCUUCGACAACAGGCUCAAGACAAACUGCUUGAACUGUUUGAAGAAAAUCGCCAGUUGCGGGCUGGGCACAAGUGGAAUCAGCCAGGGUGCACUGUCAUCGAAACCUCUCUCCUGAAUUACAUCGAGAACACCUUCACCAGGCUUCUCCAGUUUUUGAAAGUAAUGAACAAAAAAAGUCCAUUUUUAGACGACGUUCAUCCCAAGAAGCCCGAAAGGAGUGAAAACGGAAACAAAGUCAUCCGACGGGAGACCAAGACACUUCUGGAAGGAAAUCCUUCAAUGAGAAGCGCGAACCAAGACUCUCAAGCUCGCGUCCUAGCUGAGCCAGAAAACGGCAGUGUGCCUAGUGCAGUAACCUCGGCGUCAAAGUCUUACGCACCCUUGAACCCGCACUUAUUCCAAUCGUUCAUUGCAAGCAGGGCCGAAAAGAUAAUCUCCGACAUCAAGAGCAGGCAAGGCAGCAUCAGCGACCGCAGUGCCACCGGCACCUCAUCGGUUGUUGAGAAACAGAGCAGAAAAUAUCACAAAGGCACUUCGUAUGCAGCUGACCCGUCCAAAUUCGCACCAUCGUAUGUGGAAAACCGUUCGACAACAAACGCCGCCGGUGGACAAUCCCUCCAAGAUACCUCUUCGAAACAUCUUGCAGAAAUCUUGGGUAUGGGUAACAUUCCGUCCAAACUUCACCCAAGUCCCACCGGGUCUCCCGUGUUCUCCCUCCUCGAAAGCGAAGCAGCCUCCAGUCAGUACAAGUCCGACUUUUUGCCUAGCAGCUCGAGAGUGUCGACCUUGUCAAAAUCGGACGAGAAAGACCGUCUCGCCUCUCGGCACGGCUCCAGCACCUCCUUGCAAGGACUUACGAGUCGUCAUCCAGCUUCGAAAGAGCACCACAACACAGAAGCCAGUGCAAAAUCAUCUUCGAAAAACUCAAAAUCCUCGCAGGGCACUAGUGUGGCAUCCUCAAUCUACGAAGAAGUGACCUCCGAAGACUCCAUUCUUUCCAGCAGCAAGGAUCGGUCAGCGCGUUCCAAGUUCCCAAAGGACACGGGCACAAAGGAAAACUCGGGGAUGACACCGGUACAGCGCGAGGGACCUCCCUCCAUGACUCCUUCAGUCAGCCUGUCGCAUCAGCCGAGCAAGUCGUUUGAUGUCAACACUGCCGACAUCACCGUAAGUAGCAUCUACAGCAGCACUUCUAAGCACCAGGAGAAGCCCAAGGGUCCAAACAAGAGCUCUUCUUUGCGACACAGCACACCUACUUUUGCUGGAGACCUUCACCAUCAGACGGCACCCACGCCUUCGGGUCUCAGUUUGUCUCAGAUUCCGUCGGAGUUGUCCACCCCCUCCACCCCAGACACCUUGACAUCGCCCCAGCUUGCUGGCAGUGACUUUGAUGGCUUCUAAUUUGUGGGUUUUUACUUCUCAUUAAUUGUUUCAAAUGUUCUUAAACAUCAUCAUGGAAUUAAAGAUGAGUUGCAAUUAUUUUACUUCUGUAUAACUUUGUAUACACACAGGUUUAAAUAAAGGAUACAGAAAAUGCA
Messenger RNA from Ixodes scapularis (black-legged tick), 3153 nucleotides. Its product is annotated as centrosomal protein of 78 kDa. Gene Ontology annotation, cellular component: centrosome. Bases 293 to 3016 code for a protein of 907 amino acids. The transcript has 11 exons. The record is from RefSeq and is a predicted model, not a curated record. Gene Ontology annotation, molecular function: protein binding. Lineage: Eukaryota; Metazoa; Arthropoda; Arachnida; Ixodida; Ixodidae.